Messenger RNA from Colias croceus (clouded yellow), 1394 nucleotides. RefSeq names its product 26S proteasome regulatory subunit 6B (gene Rpt3). The transcript has 10 exons. The coding region runs from base 82 to 1329 and encodes 415 amino acids. Gene Ontology annotation, molecular function: ATP hydrolysis activity; ATP binding; proteasome-activating activity. NCBI's taxonomy places the organism in Eukaryota, Metazoa, Arthropoda, Insecta, Lepidoptera, Pieridae. Gene Ontology annotation, cellular component: proteasome regulatory particle, base subcomplex. Gene Ontology annotation, biological process: proteasome-mediated ubiquitin-dependent protein catabolic process. The record is from RefSeq and is a predicted model, not a curated record.
UUGACAGGUCAAAAUCUUGUUUCAUCCACUCGUCGAUUGCAUUGUAAUUUUGUUAUUUCUAGUGUUGUGAUAGUAAAUAAAAUGGAAGAAAUUGGAAUUAUAUUACCAGAAAAAGAUGACCAAGUUACCGAUACAAAGGGGCUCGCUUUUGCUGGACCGCAAUCGUUUGAAGAACUGGAAUCUGAAGAUUUAUACACUAAAUAUAAGAAACUACAGCGUAUGUUAGAAUUUCUGGAAGUUCAAGAAGAAUACAUUAAAGAUGAACAAAGAAAUCUUAAGAAGGAAUAUCUUCAUGCUCAGGAAGAAGUGAAAAGAAUACAGUCUGUACCAUUGGUUAUUGGUCAAUUUCUUGAAGCUGUUGAUCAAAACACUGGAAUAGUUGGCAGCACCACAGGAUCAAACUACUAUGUGCGCAUUUUAUCCACGAUUGACAGAGAGCUGUUGAAGCCUUCAGCGUCUGUUGCUUUACACAAGCAUUCAAAUGCACUGGUAGAUGUGCUGCCUCCGGAAGCAGAUAGCUCUAUUUCUAUGUUGCAAGCAGACGAAAAACCUGAUGUCCAGUACUCUGAUAUUGGUGGUAUGGACACGCAGAAGCAAGAAAUACGAGAGGCAGUUGAACUGCCGCUCACUCAUGUGGAGUUGUACCGACAGAUUGGUAUCGAGCCUCCAAGGGGUGUGCUGAUGUACGGACCUCCAGGGUGCGGCAAAACUAUGCUGGCCAAGGCUGUUGCACAUCAUACCACAGCUGCAUUCAUCCGCGUCGUGGGCUCGGAGUUCGUACAGAAGUACCUCGGCGAAGGGCCACGUAUGGUGCGCGACGUGUUCCGUCUAGCCAAGGAGAACAGCCCCGCUAUCAUAUUUAUUGAUGAAAUCGACGCUAUCGCUACUAAGAGAUUUGAUGCUCAAACUGGUGCAGAUAGGGAGGUACAAAGAAUCUUGCUGGAGCUUCUAAAUCAAAUGGAUGGUUUCGACCAGACAACUAAUGUUAAAGUAAUUAUGGCUACAAAUCGUGCCGACACACUGGAUCCCGCUCUGCUGAGGCCUGGACGUCUUGACAGAAAAAUUGAAUUCCCACUGCCAGACAGACGUCAAAAACGUCUAAUCUUCUCCACAAUCACGGCGAAGAUGAAUCUCUCUGAAGAGGUCGAUUUGGAAGAGUUUGUAGCGCGGCCCGACCGCGUGUCUGGCGCGGACAUCAACGCGAUCUGCCAGGAGGCCGGCAUGCACGCGGUUAGGGAGAACCGAUACAUUGUCCUGCCCAAAGAUUUCGAGAAAGGCUACAAGAACAACAUCAAAAAGGACGAGAGUGAAUAUGAGUUCUACAAAUAGAUUUUAGUUGUAUCCAUCUUUGUAAUUGUAUUGAAGUAAUUGAAGUAAUAAAUGAUUAAUAUCAA